This is a messenger RNA of Ctenocephalides felis (cat flea), 3300 nucleotides long. RefSeq names its product ATP-binding cassette sub-family A member 3-like. Gene Ontology annotation, biological process: lipid transport; transmembrane transport. Bases 1 to 3300 code for a protein of 1099 amino acids. The transcript is spliced from 14 exons. Lineage: Eukaryota; Metazoa; Arthropoda; Insecta; Siphonaptera; Pulicidae. Gene Ontology annotation, molecular function: ATP binding; lipid carrier activity; ABC-type transporter activity. The record is from RefSeq and is a predicted model, not a curated record. Gene Ontology annotation, cellular component: intracellular membrane-bounded organelle; membrane.
AUGGGUGAACGUUAUGGUGGAAAAUCGACAUUAGUCAAUAUUAUGGCCGGUACUGUUUAUCCUACUCUUGGACGAGUAGUUGUCAAUGGAAAUGUAGGAUUUUGUGCGCAGGGCAAUAUUCAUUGUGAACACAUGAGCAUUUUGGAUCUACUGAUAUAUUUUGGAAUGCUACGAGGGUAUGACCUACCUCGAGCUAAAACAGAAUCUGCUAAACUGCUAUUAGAGCUAAAUCUUUUUGAUUAUUACAAUGCUUCCACAUCAUCUUUGCGACCGAAUCAACUUAGAAAAUUGUCUAUAGCUUUGGCAGUGAUUGGAGAAGUAGACAUAUUGUUACUAGAUCAACCAACGGCAGGUUUAGACACGACAACUCAGAGAGAAAUUUGGAGUUUCCUUUUGAAGUACCGUGGUGUAAAAACAUUAAUCAUAACAACUGAAGAUUCCUCAGAAGCAGAAUUGCUGGCGGAUAAAUUAGCAAUAGUUUAUCGAGGAUCUUUGCAGUGUCUUGGUUCACCAUGGUACAUCAAAGGAUUAUUUCGAUACGGUUAUACAUUGACCAUGAUCUGUUCCAAUGUCUUUUACCCUCAACGAGUCAUCGAUCUUGUGAAGAGACAUAUUUCCGUAACUGAAACCGUGCAUGAUGCAAAUCCGAUAUUUGUGGUAACUCUGCCUGUACUGGAAACACAUAAAUUUCCAAAUUUAUUCGAAGAAAUUGAAAAUUAUAAGAACUACUUGGGCAUAAUAACUUUUCAUUUGGAACAAGCUGUAAUGGAAGACGUAUUUACUGGGGCUCCUGGUGAAUUGCCAGACAUGCCUCUAUCUCUAGUUCUGCAUGACGCAAGUAGACAAAAUAUGGCGGAAGAUUUCGAACAAGGCAGUUCAAGUCGAAAAUAUAGAAUACAAUGGAAGGGAACUCUUCUUAUUUAUCGACAGUUUAUUUCAUUGGCAUAUAGAAAAUUAGCAUGUAUGAUUAUGAAUUGGAUGCCCUAUACACUCAUUUUUACGUUGUCAAUGGUUGCAGUUAUUAUUUCAUUACUGCAUCUAGAACCAAUGGAUACCAAAUACAGAAGAAAUUGUCCUCCUCGUAUAGACACAGCUUUGAUAUUUAGAAACAUCAGACAAGAAUUUCAAACUGAAUUUUGGACUGAUGCUGUAUUGAAUCAGAUCACAAAUUUUAGUGAACGUAUACAAUAUUACGAUUCUAGAAUGCAAAUUAAACAUUUGGGAAAAAUUACUCCAGCAACUGUUGUGUUUGAACUUACCGAUUACAAACAGAAUUUUUUGCAAGUUCAUUUAUUUAGUAACAACUUCUGCCAUGAUAUAAUAUUAAAUGAUCUGUUGGCAAACAUCGUUUUAAAGAUUGAAAAGGAUAAUCCACUAAUGAUACAGACAAAAGUUGUAAAAGAAGAUGGAUAUAAUGAUUUAUACUAUGUCUCUUCAAAUUACUGGUGCCCAAUUAUUGGUUUUGUAUUCGCCUUUGCGAUUCCAAUUGCAGCAUCAGUUCCUUACGCAGAAAAAUCUAAUUUUUUCAAACAACAAAUGCACUAUGCUGGAGUAUCUUCUUUAAUGUAUUGGAUAACAAUUGCUCUAGUGGAUAUUUUAUUCUACACAAUUUACAGUUUGUGCUUACUUCUAUGCUUGAUGUGGUUUUCCGACAGCGAUUAUACUUCAUCAGAGUGGCAGCUUCAAACCGGGUAUGUGGUAAUAUUUACAAUAUCAGUCAUCUCCAUAGCUGCUCCAGAAGCAUGGUACAAAUGGAGAAGCGAUAUAAUCCGGAAUUUAUCCAGAUACAGUUCUUUGCAUGAUGUCAGAAAAAUCAGUUUCUUAGAAACAGAGUACAUUAUUUUUACGAUUACUAAAACUUUAGCACAACUUAUACCUUCCGUAGCAUUCAGCCAAGGGUUGCACGAUCUAUUUUUUGUAUUAACCAAACUUUCGAAUUGUCAACUCAGCAAAAUGGAACCGCCUGAAACGUGUGACAAAAUAUAUAAUAGACUGUACGAUUGUUGUCAAAUGAGGUGUAAUUUAACAAAAUUUUAUAAUUUUGAUUGCCCCGAUGAAUUAUCAACAAAACUUCUUUAUCAAUCCGGCGUACUACAAGCAAUUUUGUUCUUGAUUCUGGAUUUGGUUAUAGUAAUUUUAAUAUUAUACCUGUAUGAGGCGCGGAUUCUAAAUAAUGAAACUUAUAGCAAUUAUGGAACUUUGGUCAUACCAACGGAUAAUGAAGUAUUACAAGAAAAAUUUGCAAUAGAACAAAUUUUAGCAAAUACUCUUAGUGAUGCCAGCACAUCGCAGAAUUAUAAACUGCUCGUUUCACGAAUACACAAGAGGUAUGGCAAAACUAUAGGUGCCGGUGGUUUAACAUUUGGUGUACUGGCUAAUACUGGAUUUGCACUAUUAGGAAACAGUAAAUCAGGGAAAACAACAAUUAUGCGUAUUUUGAGUGGAUCAGAAGUAUCAUUUGGUGGAGAUGCCUUUAUCGGAAAUGCCAGACUGACAAAACAUGGCUCCAAAUAUCUAAGUCAAAUAACACACUGUGAUGAAACUUCCACAUAUACAGAAGCCUUAAGCAUUGAAGAUACAUUGCAUCUUCUGAUGACGUUAAAUGGUUAUAGUGAUUCUUAUAGAAGGGAAAGAAUCAAUAUGUUUAUAAAAGCAAUGCAAUUAGAAGAUUAUAGACGGAAGAAGGUACACGAUGUGAAUCAAGAUGUCCGGCGAAGGUUUGCGAUCGCCCAAGCACUUCUUUGCGGCCGAGAUCUUGUCCUACUCGAUGAACCCACCCGUGGCCUAACCCACGUGUCCAAAAGGCUCAUUUGGAGAAUGAUUCGACAUUAUGUGCUUCAAGGAGGCACCAUACUACUGGCAUCAUCCAAUCUUAUAGAAUGCGAAGCUUUGUGCAAUCGUAUUGGAAUCUUAGAAAAUGGACAAAUCGAAUAUAUUUGCACAACCACGACCCUCAAUAGAAAAGUCAAUCGGUAUUAUAGUGUUUUAUUGAAGCUGCGAAUAUUAGCUAUAUCCAAGCAAGGAAUACUGUCUUUGAAAAGAGAUUUAGAGUCUCGCUUCCGAAUGCAAGAGUCAAAUGAUUAUCCGGAGUUCAUAUGUUACAGUGUAUCUCAAUCUGAUGCAUCUUUGUCGGAUUUAUUCACAACUUUGGAUCAAAUCAAGAAAACAAAUCGUAUCCUAGAAGAUUACAAUAUAAGUGAAGAACGAUUGCGUAUAACAGCAAUUAAGAAAAAAGGAAUUAAAUUUAUCAAAGAUGAAAGACGAAGGACCGAGGAUUAUUUAAAUGCUUUAAAGUAUUGA